Megalopta genalis is the source of this 2503-nucleotide messenger RNA. RefSeq names its product U4/U6.U5 tri-snRNP-associated protein 1. The record is from RefSeq and is a predicted model, not a curated record. Gene Ontology annotation, cellular component: U4/U6 x U5 tri-snRNP complex. NCBI's taxonomy places the organism in Eukaryota, Metazoa, Arthropoda, Insecta, Hymenoptera, Halictidae. Gene Ontology annotation, biological process: mRNA cis splicing, via spliceosome; maturation of 5S rRNA.
GCCAACCCCCUCCCUAAUAAGAUGGCGGAAUUGUGCAGAAUCUAAAACAGAAAGGACUUUUCCGUUUUGCUCAAUUGUGUAUAGAAAAGUGAGAAAUGGGUUCGAAUAAACGGCAUAAAACUGAGAAAAGUCGAGACGCGAAGAAGAAGCGUCACCGUAGCCGCUCACGAAGUUACACGCCUGAACGCGAGAAAUCGGAAAAGCACAGGCAUCACAAAAAGCAUAGAAGGAAAGAGCGGAAGGAUUAUGACAGCGAUGUCGAGAUAGUUAAUGCUCCGCCUCCGCCAAAAAUUUCUAAGUCGUCGCACCCAUCUACACCUCCACCUCCAGAGAUUUCCAAGCAACGUAGUCCAUCACCAAAUAAAGGAGGAGCAGCACAGACCUCUUUGUCCAUUGAAGAGACAAAUAAACUACGUGCAAAGUUAGGUUUAAAGCCUUUGGAAGUCGAUAGCACGCCCAAAGAUGAUCCUAACAAGAUUAAAGAUGAUCUAGGAGAGUUUUACCAUAAACCUGCUCCUGAUGUCAAUGAAAAGUUGAAGACACAGAAGCUAAAGGAGAAAAUUGGUACUCAAAAACAGAAGAGACAGAUUGAGGCUAGUUUAUCUAAAGUAAAAGUUUUGGGUGAUUGCGAUUCUGACGAUGAUACCAAAGCCUGGAUUGAUAAAACCAGGCGCUUGGAGGAGGAAAAAAGGAAAGCAGAAGAGAGGGCUAAAAUGUUGGAUCAGUUGGAUGAAGAAUUUGGAAUUGGAAAUCUGGUAAAAGAGGAAAUACACACUGCAAGGAGCACAGCGUACACUGAAAAGAAUUUGAAAGGUCUUAAAGUAGAGCAUAACAUCGAAAAAUUUGAAGAGGGUAAAACUGUAAUCUUAACUUUAAAAGAUCAAGAAGUAUUAAAUGAUGGCGAAGACGUACUCGUCAAUGUAAACAUAACUGACGAAGAGCGUUAUCAACGUAAUAUUUUGAAUAAGACUAAGAAACCUGGCUAUGAUGCGUAUGAUGAAGACAAUUUUGAUGAAUAUGGUUUCCCGAAGAAAACUAUCUUGGAAAAAUAUGACGAAGAGAUUGAGGGCGAAAGAAAAGACAAUUUCGUAUUAGGAGUGAAACAUAAAGAUAGCAAAUCGAAGCUUGAUUAUGUUAAACAGCGUUUGGCUACCAAACGAUUAGAAUCAUUACAGAUAACAGAGCCAAAGCUAGCUAGUGAAUAUUACAAUGACGAAGAACUCGCAAAAUUCAAGAAGCCAAAGAAAAAGGUUCGAAAAAUUCGGAAAAAACUAAAAGCGGAAGACUUAAUUCCUGAAGAUAAUGAUUAUCUUCGUGAUUUAGGAAGCAGAAGAACUAAGCGACCCGAGGAAGUAAAAGAUAACGAUUCUUUAGAUAUAGACGAUUUAGGAGGUCCUUCCGAAGAUCUAAGUGGAGUAAAAUUAGAAGACGAUGAUAAGGAUCUUGAACUGCAAUUAACGUUGAAGAAAGCACAGCGCUCGAAGGAAAUGCAUUUAUCGAGCAUUGAGAAAGUUGUAGACACUAUCAAACAGGAACCUUCCAGUUCCGAAGAAAAUCAAUGCGGGCAUAUUGUUUUGAACGCUACCGCAGAAUUUUGCCGGACUUUGGGAGACAUUCCCACUUAUGGUCUUGCUGGAAACAGGGAAGAGAAUGGGCAGGAACUUAUGGACUUUGAGAUGGAUGGGAUCAAAGAAGAGCCGCCUACAAAUGAGGAAGAAGAUGAUGGUCGUGGUGCUUGGAACACCGUGCAUCUAGAUGAAAGUACGUCUGAACCGGUAGCAAUGGAAGCUGCAAUUUUGGACGCCGAGCCUUCACUCGGACAUGGCGUUGGCGGAGCUUUGAAGCUUGCAAUGAGCAAAGGUUAUUUGCAAAAGGAAGACAGCAGUCGACCAUCCGCAUCUCGUUUCGCUCAUCUUCAAGCACAGAACUAUUCGAUAGAGGACAAGACGUACGGGGAUGACGACAAAUUCGGCAGAAGAGAUCGUUUUAAUGGUCCUACCUCUGAAUUCAAAGAGAAAGAUGGUUUCAAACCGAACGUAAAACUGGAAUACAUUGAUGACGAUGGACACGUUUUAAGCGCAAAGGAAGCUUUUAGAUAUCUUUCUCAUAAAUUCCAUGGGAAAGGGCCAGGGAAAAAUAAGGUUGAAAAACGAAUGAAGAAGGCGGAACAGGAAGUCCUAAUGAAACGGAUGUCAUCCACAGAUACACCUUUGGGCACCCUUAAUUUGUUGCAAGCGAAACAGAAGGAGACACAGUCACCUUAUAUAGUUCUUAGUGGCAGUAAACAAAUGCAAACGACUAGCAUAUCGAAGUCGAAGCAUUAGAGGUUUUAAUGUUGUCUUUUAUGAGGAUUGUAUAUAAUAUGCAGACAAGAGGAAGGAUCUUAUCGGCACAUCUUUUUCAGGCAGAGUAGGAACAUCGCUUGUCAAAAAGUGAAUUGCACAUUUUUGAUUUGUUAAUCCACGUACAGGAUAAUAAAGUAACAUUAUAUAAGUUUAUAAAA